UCCGGCAAUAAUAAUUAGCCGUCUCCGACUCGAUUCUCCGAUUCCCCCCGCCGCCUCCGCCGAGCGGAGCGGAGAACGAGGAGCCCGGGGGCCGCGGGCGCCACCGGGGGUGGGAGGUAUUUACUCGCUAUUCGGUCUACGAUUCACCGCGGUCGGCGACGCGAGGCGAACACUAGUAGUAAUCCGGUGCGCGAUACAAUCGGGCGUCGUUGUUUUUCGCGCGUCCCGCAGCCGUCGUAACGAAAGCACGAAACUCGUGUACAUUCCGCGCUCGUAGCCGCGUGAUCGUUGUUACGUCGCAACGAGAGCGCGCUAGCGCCCGCGCUACCCAGAGUGCGACUCGGUGAUCCGCGAUAAAAAGCGAAAAAGCAAAAAAAAAAAAGAAAGAAAAAAGAAAGAAAAAAAAUUGUGAAAAAAGCGAGAGGAGAAGCGGACCGGGGUUUAAAAAAAAAAAAAGACGAAAAACGAGGAUUCGAAGUUAUCGUCGGUGAGAUCGAUCGUCGCGACGAUCUUCGAUCUCCGUUACGCGACGUUGCGAACGACGGCGAGGGGAACGUGGAACGCGCGGAUUCGUUCGAUCGCGUUCGAUUUUUGCACGUCGAUGAGAAGAAAAGUGGCGAGCGUUUCGUCGUCGUCGUUGAAUUUUUUAUCCGCUAAUCGUCGGUCGAAAAAUCGGCGUAUUUUAGCUCCGCUAACGGCAGGCGGCGUCUGUGCGACGAUACUAGCGAUUGUUUCUCGUUCUUAUUCUUCUGCUGCUGCUGCUGCUGCUGCCGCUGCGACAACGACGAUGCGGACGACGGGGGCGGCGGCGACCGUCGCGACGGUCGUGAUCGCUGAAGCGACGACGAUCGCGAGGUGAAAACAGAAAAAAAAGAACAACUGAAAAAAAAAAACAAAAAAAAGAACAAAGUGGGCGGAAAACUGUAAAAAUAAAAGAAGAAGAGAAAAAAAGACGAAAAAAGUAGCGCCGUUGAAAACAUGGCAGGGCUACACUGAGCCGCGGGGACAGAAGGAACACGUGGUGCGUCGGGUCGAACUAUAUUAUUUUAUCGUGGAGAUAUCGGGACGAGUGUCACGUGAUCGUUAACAAGAGCGUACAUUAUUAUCAUUGUUGUUAUUAAUCGGGGAGGGGGGGGGAGAAAAAAAAAAAAAAAACAACGCCGCGUUAGUUUGUUUGCCGCAUUUAGCGCAAACUAGAAGAAGAGACGCGAGGAAAUUACAUAGAUACGAAGUGUGUUGUUACAUAUACAGGUAUACGUUACGCAACGUGGGUACAUAGAUUUUACGCACCUGCGUUCGGAUGCGGAAAUCUCUUCGACGAUUCCGGAACGCGGAGACGACGCCGCCGCUUGUCGCGUGACGACCCUAUGAGAAAGACGCGCAAAAUAAUUGAAAAAAAAAAAAACAACAGACUCAAAAAUAAACUAAGAGAGGGAGGAGAAAAUCCGAGUGAUUGGGAAAACGAAGAACGAAAAAUUGAACAAAACAUAAAACAAAAGAAGUGCGCGAAGUGAUAGAAAAGGAGCGUGGUUUGUUUUUUUUUGUUGUUAAAAAAAGUCGAAGGGUUGGAUGGCACCCGAUUUCGUUUGCAAGCGAUCGCUAGGCAGAGCGGUCACCGGGCACAACGUUGGAGGGAUGCUACUUUUGCAGCACAGAAGAUCGUCAGCGGCCGCUUACGCCGGACUAGGCGGUGGUUACUUGCAUCCCGGGACCGCCGGAGGAUUGUCGUCGUCGGCAACGGGGGCUUCCGUGAGAGGUACCGCGACCCCAACGGUCAGGGCGCAUUCGUCGAGGAGAAUAAACCAUCCGCGUCACACCGGUCAGCACAAGAUUCUACUGGGUACGACCAGACAGAACGCCGGCGUCCGAACGUCGGAUGAACUCGCCGCGAGACUGAUAUCCGCUCAGGACGUCUGCGACAACUCCAACGACUCCGGACUCGGAUUCGAGGAAAGACAACAGCAGCAACAGUUGACGAACAACAUCCGUCCGCAGCACCGGGAACCCCGUUAUUUCCACUCAUGUCUGCCACCAUCUAACUUUCAGGGUUGGAACGGAGCGGGCGAGGAGGAUUCGAAACGUCGAAGAAUGGACAUAAAACUGGAAUCGGAGGACGCGAACUUUGCGUUUCCUGAGGUGCAGGCGCGCGGCGGCACCGACGCCAAGGGUUCUUCCCGCGGAAGCGCGAACAGCAUCGGCGGCGCCUCUCUUCCGAGAAGUACCUCCGGCGGCGUCGUAGGUCGCGUUGUAGGCGUCACGAGGCCGCGGCCCGCCAUUGGCGUUCUGGGAUCCAAACGAGCCGCGAUAGCUCACCAGGGCCCCAUCACCCUAACCUCUCAACUCUGCAGCGCAUCCAGGGACGGCAAAACCCAACUGCAAAUAAUAUGUCAGCCCGAACAGCAGCACAGAGCCCGUUAUCAGACCGAAGGGUCACGCGGAGCUGUCAAAGACCGGACGGGCAAUGGUUUUCCAAUAGUCAGAUUGAUCGGUUACGAGAAGCCGGCUACCCUACAGAUCUUCAUCGGCACGGACCUCGGUCGUGUGGCUCCUCACAUGUUUUACCAAGCGUGCAGAGUUAGUGGUAAAAAUUCCACGCCGUGUGUCGAAAGGAAAGUGGACGGUACCAUAGUUAUAGAAGUGGACAUGGACCCUGCUAAAGAGAUGCUGGUCACCUGCGACUGCGUGGGUAUACUGAAAGAAAGGAACGUCGACGUAGAGCACAGGUUCCCGCAGGAGGCCGGAGUCCUUCAGGGACGCAGUAAAAAGAAGUCGACGAGGUGUCGCAUGGUAUUCAGAACCAACAUCACACAUUCCGAUGGCACGUCGGAAACACUGCAAGUGUGCUCGCAGCCCAUCGUCUGCACCCAACCGCCCGGAAUACCAGAAAUAAGCAAGAAGUCAUUGACGUCGUGUCCUUGCACUGGUGGUCUCGAGUUGUUCGUCUUGGGUAAGAAUUUCUUGAAGGACACCCGGAUAGUGUUUCAACUGGACAACGAGGACCUGUCGAGCAGUUUGGAGCCCCAUUGGGAGUGCGCAGUCCUUCCGGACAAAGAAUUCCUCCAGCAGACUCACCUGGUCUGCGUCGUGCCACCCUACAGACGCCAGGACUUGGAGCCUGCGGAAUCAGUCAGCGUCAAACUCUACGCCGUCUCCUCGGGUAAGACCAGCGAGCCUCACACCUUCCUCUACACCGCAGCCUCUGCAGCACCGGAACCCUCCGUAGGCAAAAUUGAAUCCUCCUCACCGUCGCUCACCACCACUCCUGCGGACGCUUCCCUCACACCUGCAGCGGCCGCCGUCACGCUGGGAUGCGUGUCUCCAAAUUCUCGUCUUCCUUCCUCGGUAGCGAGCGCCUCGAGUUUCGUCACCGCUAUGCAGCAGCAGCAGCAAGAGACGUUGAAGAGCGAGUCCUGCCAGUCGCCUUCGUCCUCCGGUGCCGCCGUGACCCCGGUAAUGAUGUGGGCCUCGCAGGCCCAGAGCUGUCAGAACGCGUGCGCUGAGGUUAUGAUGCCGCCGCCUCCUCUGGUGGCCAACCCCAUAAUGAAUCGGCGCUCUUCGUCCAACCUCCAGCUGAUCCUGCCCGACAAUCUGAAGACCGAGGUCCUCGACGAGAACAGCCAGAACAGCAUGAUGAGCGAGAACAGCAUGCAGAGUCUGCCCAACCCUACGUCGAACGGAGCGCAGGCGGUCUCCAGCCCCCUCCAGCUGUCCAACGAGGCCUCGAGGGAGGCGCCCCCCUCGUUGAUGGGGAGCGCCAACGUCGCCCCGGCGCAGGACGCUACCGCCGCCGGUCUCCUGGGCGUCGCCGAAAUGAUCCACCAGCAGCACCCCCUCGCCCUGGACCCCCAGGACCCGUUCGCCUCCCUUCACGAAACUCCGCAGGUCAAGGUACUCAGUCCCCACCACAUAAACAAGGACUCGGGUGGGCUGCUCUCCUCCGGCGGCGACGUCAACGGCCCCGUAGUCGGCGUCCAGGGCGCCGGGGUUGUCGACCUCCGCAUGAAGCAGCACCAGUCGGACUUCACGACCCUGACGACCUUCGCCACCACGGCGCCGGGUCAGAGUCUGCCCGCCCAGAGCGGCCACAGCAUCGAGAAGUACCUGAACCACAUAGAGUCGACGGCCUCCCAGGUCAAGGACAACGAGGUCAACGCGGCGGCGAACGCCUUCGUCGGCGGUAUCCAGCAGCGGGCCUCGAUAAUAUCCACCGGUCGCCAACAGCAGCAGCAACAGCAGCAGCAGCAGCCGGACAUCCUCGCCCCUACCCAGGCGACCGUGAAACUCGACGCCCUCGUAAAUUCCGCGGCGGAAACGCACCAGAUCGGCACCUCGCUCCAGGCCGCCGAGGCCCCCGCCGGCGCCCUGAUGAACCACGUCUCGGUGUCGCCCGGCGUGGACUCGAUGCACCGGCAGCAGCACGAGGUCAUCGGGAGCCCCGCGCAGAGCACGAGGACCAGCCCGCCGAUUCCGGUGAAGGCGAUGAUACUGGAGGCGCUUAUCCCAUCGCCGACAUUGAACGUCCAGGCUAUGACCCCGGUGAACGUCGCGGUGUCGCCGAGCAACGGGGGCGGCAACGACGGCAGGUCGUCCGGCGACAGUUUGCUCACCACCAUAGCCGCCGCCCUCCUGCCACCCAUGCAGGAGCCCCCGGUGGUCACCGCCGCGGGCGCCGCGUCCUCGCCGACCUGCGUCAGCGCCAAUCAUCAGCCGUUACAGGUACCCGUCGAGCCCACUAUCCCGUCGGCGGCCGAGCAGAUCCAGCAGAUGCAGGCGUUGGCGCAUCAGGAGGCCGCCGCCAUGCAGCAGGUCCAGCAGGUCGAGCAGGUGAUGGCGCACGCGCAGCAGCAGGUGGAGCAGGUAGUGGCUCAGGCGCAGCAGCAGGCGGUUCAGGCGGUGCAGCAGGCGCAGCAGCAGGUGGUCCAGCAGGUCGUUCAGCACGCCCACGUGGUCCAGCAGGCGGUUCAGCAGGUGCAGGCGGUACAGCAGGUCCAGGCGGUGCCGGCGGUGCAGCAGGCGGUGCAGCAGGCUACGCAGGAGGUCGUCCAGCAGGCGGUCCAGCAGGCGACCCACGAGGUGGUUCAGCAGGUUCAGGCGGUGCAGCAGGCGGUUCAGCAGGCGCAGGCGGCGCAGGCGAUGCAGCAGGCGGUGCAGCAGGACAUAAGCUCGAUGCUGAGCCAGCCGGCGGGUUUCGUGGCGGAGGCGAGCUCGGCGCUCGCUAGCGGGGCGGCGCAGGAGCCCAGCCAGCAGAGGCUGACGACCGCCGCCGAGCAGGCGAUAAAUUCGGUGAUAACGAACGCGACGCAGGACAUAAUAAACAAUCGUCCGAUAACGACUACCACGGCCCACGCGAUCAUAGCCACCAAGAAUAUACUGAACAGCGUGGCGACGCAGAGCGCCCAGCUGAUGAACACGGCGAUGGAGGGCAUACUACCGAAGUCGCCGACCGGGCAGAGCAGCAUCGUCGAGCAGGUCGCCAACAAAACGGCGACCGCCGCCGCCAACGGUCAGGUUAACGUGAACGUGAACGUGAACGUCCCCGUCACGAGCAACGGCGUGGUUAAUCAGGGCGGCGCGGUGGCCAGGAAACCGGAAGACGCUGGCGGCAUGCUACCCCAGGAACUCACCUCUAUGUCCGAACACGAUCUGCUGAGCUACAUAAAUCCCAGCUGUUUCGAUCAGGGCGGUUUUCUCAUGUAGUCCGACGUGAGGUGGAUUCGCACGAAUUAUCGUACUGUUUUGUCACCGCUGUAUUAUUAUCGUCCCCGUCCCCCGGCCCGAAAAAAAAAAAGAAAAGAAAGAAGAAGAAGAAGCAGAAGAAGAGAAAAAAAGAAAGAGAAAGAAAACUACUCAAAAUCGAUUCGAUGUACAUAGGCUUCGUUAUUAUUCCAACGGCUGUAUUUCAACCUGUUUUACGUAUAUCAAUGUUUGUUUGUUUGUUUUUUUUUAUUUUUUAGUUUUGUUUUAGUGUUCGUUGUUUUGAUUUUUAGUUUUUUAAACACAAUAACGCUGUACGGGUUGUAAAAUUUUUUUUGCUCUUUGAAAUUUUUCGAUUUAACGACGCGUUCUAAGCGGCGGCGGCGGCGUUGUUUUUUUUUUUUUUUUUUUUCAUUUUUCGGGUAAAGGAAGUGCCUUCUUGAGACUUUGAGAGUGAAGACGAAACAAUUUCGUAAGAGAGACUUUAUUUUUCUUCCAUCUCGUUUCGAUUUUAUAUAUGAAAAAAAAACACCAAAAAAAAAAAAAAAAAAAACGGCUGUUUAAUCCGCGUGCGUUCAAACGGAAACGAGUCACUCCCCCCCCCCUCCCCUCUCCUCUCCCUACAAGCCCUCUUUCCCAUGUCCCCCCCCCCCGUACACCCUCCCUGUUAAAUGUAAUUACUAAUUGACGAUGAAGGAAAACUAUUACUGUUUAAGUAAGACGGGCGCAACAGGCGCGACAAUUAGAGUUUGUUAUUAUAUACAUAUACGUACGGCUAUAUUUUCAAAUAUAUAUAUAGAUAUAUAUAUACAUAUAUAUACAUAACCAGACGAAACGUUCAAGCGUAAUAAUGAUUGUAACGAUUUAUUUACCUAUACAUACAUAACAUAUAUAUAUAUAUACAUAUACACACACAUGUACAUAUUAUAUACGCGAAUCAAAAAGGCAAACUAUUCUCGUACGGUGUAUUUUUCGUUGUCUUUUUACCGUUCUAAUAUUUCCGAGUGCCAGCCGGCUAUAUGCCUUUCCCUCAAGAGAAAAGGAAAAAAAAAAAAAGAAAAAAGAAUUAUACAUAUUAAAAAAACGAAACAAAAACCUCAUUACAUAUGCGAAACAUUAUCAAUAAAUGUUAGGCGUCAACGAAUCGCUGUCGACUUCUAUUCGGACUAAUGGAAAAAAAAAACAAAAAAAAAAAUAA
This is a messenger RNA of Athalia rosae (coleseed sawfly), 6892 nucleotides long. RefSeq names its product nuclear factor of activated T-cells 5 (gene NFAT). Bases 1570 to 5697 code for a protein of 1375 amino acids. Lineage: Eukaryota; Metazoa; Arthropoda; Insecta; Hymenoptera; Athaliidae. Gene Ontology annotation, molecular function: DNA-binding transcription factor activity, RNA polymerase II-specific; transcription factor binding; RNA polymerase II cis-regulatory region sequence-specific DNA binding. Gene Ontology annotation, biological process: regulation of transcription by RNA polymerase II. The record is from RefSeq and is a predicted model, not a curated record. Gene Ontology annotation, cellular component: transcription regulator complex. The transcript is spliced from 7 exons.